AUCUAGAUCACGUGAGCAUCUCUGUUCUGUUAUAAAAAGACUGUGGGACAAGAAGGUAUAAAAGAAAGAAUCGUGAUCAGAGACUGGUUCUGUUUGUUAGAAGAACACUUUCAAGGCAAAGAUGAGUCGUAACGAUAGAUCAAUGCCUUUUACACUCCCUUCCCCUCUACACGAACCACCUACACCAAUGACACAAUUUAUGGAGCAACAAAAUGUUCCAGGGACACCGAAUAUUCAAACCCCACAGCCCUCUAGUUCUCUUAUGCCUCCUCCUUCUGCUCCUCCUCCUUCACAUAUAUUUGCCACUCCCUCUCCGGCACCAGGUCAUCAGCCCCCUGCUGCUCCUCUCGCCUCCCCCUCUCCGCUAGCGGGACAGUCCUCCUCUGGUGCUAAUCCAUACACUAAUCCUGUCUCACCUCGCACACCAUUAUCAGCUUCUACUGCAGAAAGCAUGGGAAUCAUACCUCAACUCCAGAACAUUGUUUCAACUGUUACUCUCGGAUGUAAGCUGGACCUAAAGGACAUUGCACUCAGAGCAAGGAAUGCAGAAUAUAAUCCAAAACGUUUUGCUGCUGUUAUCAUGAGAAUACGGGACCCAAGGACAACUGCACUUGUCUUUAGUUCUGGGAAGAUGGUGUGCACUGGAGCAAAGAGUGAGGAUUUCUCAAGAUUGGCUGCUAGAAAAUAUGCUAGGAUAAUUCAGAAGCUGGGUUUCCCUGCUAAAUUCCUUGAGUUCAAAAUCCAAAACAUGGUUGGGAGCUGUGAUGUUAAGUUUCCUAUUCGUCUUGAAGGUCUCGUUGUUGCACACAGUCAGUUUUCAAGUUAUGAGCCAGAGCUUUUCCCUGGACUAAUAUACAGGAUGGUUCGACCUAGGAUUGUACUGUUAAUUUUUGUGUCUGGAAAAGUCGUUUUAACAGGAGCUAAGGAACGAUCUCAGAUCAUUGAAGCUUUUAACAACAUUUAUCCAAUUUUGAAAAACUUCAAGAAAACGACAUAACACUCCUGUGUAUUAAAAAUAAAUGGACAAUAACGAACAAUACAUGCAUAUCACUCCAAUCAUUGUAAUCUAUCAUUUCUACUAGAGCAACAAAAAAA
This is a messenger RNA of Amphimedon queenslandica, 1095 nucleotides long. Its product is annotated as TATA-box-binding protein-like. The transcript is spliced from 8 exons. NCBI's taxonomy places the organism in Eukaryota, Metazoa, Porifera, Demospongiae, Haplosclerida, Niphatidae. The coding region runs from base 122 to 997 and encodes 291 amino acids. The record is from RefSeq and is a predicted model, not a curated record. Gene Ontology annotation, biological process: DNA-templated transcription initiation. Gene Ontology annotation, molecular function: DNA binding.